AUGGCUGAGAAGAAAAGCAAAAGAGACUCCAUUGGAAUAAGUAUGAAGGGAUGCCAGACAAACAAUGGAUUUGUCCAAAAUGAAGACAUCCUGGAAAAGGACCUGGAUCCAGGCAGCCCGGUGGACAGCCCACAGGACAGUAGGGUGGGCAUCCUUGGCCCCGAGGAGCCCGACUUAGAGAACGUGCAGCCCUACGCAGGGAUGCCCAAGGAGGUGCUGUUUCACUUCUCACGCCAGGCCCGGUACAGGGUGCCCCGAGAGGUCCUCUUCUGGCUCACCGUGGCUUCUGUGCUCGGGCUCAUUGCGGCCACCAUAGCCAUCAUCGCCAUCUCUCCAAAAUGCCUUGACUGGUGGCAGGCAGGACCCAUGUACCAGAUCUAUACAAGAUCUUUCAAGGACAGUGACAAGGAUGGCAAUGGAGAUCUAAAAGGUAUUCAAGAUAAAUUGGACUAUAUCAAAACUUUAAAUAUAAAAACUGUUUGGAUUACUUCAUUUUAUAAAUCAUCCCUUAAAGAUUUCCGACAUGGUAUUGAAGAUUUCCGAGAAAUUGACCCCAUUUUUGGGACAAUGAAAGAUUUUGAGAAUCUGGUUGCAGCCAUACAUGAUAAAGGUUUAAAAAUAAUAAUCGAUUUUAUACCAAACCACACCAGUGAUAAACAUGCUUGGUUUCAACUGAGUCGUAACCGGACAGGGAAAUAUGCUGAUUAUUACAUCUGGCAUAACUGUUCCCAUGAAAAUGGCAUAACCACACCACCCAACAACUGGUUAAGUGUAUAUGGAAAUUCCAGCUGGCACUUUGAUGAAGUACGAAACCAAUGUUAUUUUCACCAGUUUACAAAAGAGCAGCCUGAUUUAAAUUUCCGCAAUCCUGAUGUUCAAGGAGAAAUAAAAGAACUCAUUCAGUUCUGGCUCGCAAAGGGCGUUGAUGGCCUAAGUUUUGAGACUGUUAAAUUUCUUCUAGAAGCAAAGCAUCUGAGGGAUGAGGCCCAAGUGAACAAGAACCAAAUCCCGGACACAGUCACACACUACUCGGAGCUGUACCACGACUUCACCACCACGCAGGUGGGAAUGCACGACAUUGUCCGGAGCUUCCGGCAGAUAAUGAACCAACAUAGCACGGAGCCUGGGAGAUACAGGUUCAUGGGGACCGAAGCCUUCGGAGACAGCGUUGACAGUGCCAUGAUGUACUACGGGUUGCCUUUUAUCCAAGAAGCAGAUUUUCCCUUUAACGAUUACCUCACAGGGCUAGACAGUCCUUCUGGGAAUGGUGUGUUUGAGAUUAUCACAUCCUGGAUGGAACAUAUGCCAGAAGGAAAAUGGCCUAACUGGAUGAUCGGUGGCCCGGACAAAGCCCGGCUGACCUCUCGUUUGGGGAAGGAAUAUGUCAGCAUCAUGAACAUGCUUGUUUUCACACUUCCUGGAACCCCCAUCACUUACUACGGAGAAGAAAUAGGAAUGGGAAAUAUUUUAGCCGCAAAUAUCAACGAAAGCUAUGAUAUUGCGACCCUUCUCUCCAAGUCACCAAUGCAGUGGGACAACAGCUCAAAUGCCGGCUUCUCUGAGGGCAGUCACAGCUGGUUACCCACCGGCACCGAUUACCACACUGUGAAUGUUGAUGUCCAAAAGACUCAGCCCAGAUCAGCAUUAACGUUAUAUCAAGAAUUAAGUUUGCUUCGUGACAGUGAGCUGCUCCUCAGCAGGGGAUGGUUUUGCUAUUUGAGGACUGACAGCCACUUCGUGGUGUACACAAGAGAAAUGGAUGGCAUAGACAGAAUCUUUCUCAUGGUUCUGAAUUUUGGAGAAUCAUCACAGUUAAAUCUAAAGGAAAUUAUUUCAAAUAUUCCCACAAAAGUGAGGAUAAGGUUAAGUACCAAUUUGGCCAACAAAGGAAAUGAAGUUGAUACACAGGGUGUUACAGUGGACAAGGGAGAAGGCCUCAUCCUUGAAUACAGCACGAAGAAUCUCCUUCACUACCAAUCAGAUUUCAGAGACAGAUGCUUUGUCUCCAAUCGGGCAUGCUACUCCAGUGUGCUAGGCAUACUGUACAGCCUGUGUUAG
This is a messenger RNA of Pteronotus mesoamericanus, 2058 nucleotides long. It is a transcript of the gene SLC3A1, whose product is annotated as solute carrier family 3 member 1. The coding region runs from base 1 to 2058 and encodes 685 amino acids. The transcript is spliced from 10 exons. Gene Ontology annotation, biological process: amino acid transport; carbohydrate metabolic process. The record is from RefSeq and is a predicted model, not a curated record. NCBI's taxonomy places the organism in Eukaryota, Metazoa, Chordata, Mammalia, Chiroptera, Mormoopidae.